Messenger RNA from Oenanthe melanoleuca, 1854 nucleotides. RefSeq names its product phosphomannomutase 2 (gene PMM2). Gene Ontology annotation, cellular component: cytosol. Bases 70 to 813 code for a protein of 247 amino acids. Lineage: Eukaryota; Metazoa; Chordata; Aves; Passeriformes; Muscicapidae. The transcript is spliced from 8 exons. Gene Ontology annotation, biological process: protein N-linked glycosylation; GDP-mannose biosynthetic process; mannose metabolic process. The record is from RefSeq and is a predicted model, not a curated record. Gene Ontology annotation, molecular function: phosphomannomutase activity.
AGGCGGCCCCAGCCCGGCCCAGCCCAGCCCAGCCCAGCCCGGCCCGGCCCGGCCCCGGCGGCUCCAGCCAUGGCCCCGCCGCCCUCAGCGCUCUGCCUGUUCGACGUGGACGGCACCCUGACGGCCCCGCGCCAGAGAAUCUCGGCGGAGAUGGCGGCGUUCGUGCAGCGGCUGCGGCAGAAGCUGAAGGUGGGAGUGGUGGGCGGCUCGGACCUGGCCAAGAUCCGCGAGCAGCUGGGCGAGGACGUGAUUGAAAAAUACGACUAUGUGUUCGCAGAAAAUGGCCUGGUAGCAUACAAAGAUGGGAAGUUCUUGAGCAAGCAGAGCAUUCAGGGCCACUUGGGCGAGGACAUCCUUCAAGAUGUCAUCAACUACUGCCUGAGUUACAUUGCAAAGAUUAAACUUCCAAAGAAGAGAGGCACUUUCAUUGAGUUCAGAAAUGGGAUGUUAAAUGUGUCCCCCAUUGGAAGAAGCUGCAGCCAGGAAGAACGACUUGAGUUCUAUGAACUUGAUAAAAAGGAGCAUAUAAGAGAGAAAUUUGUAGCUGAUCUACAAAGAGAAUUUGCAGGCAAAGGCCUCACAUUUUCUAUAGGAGGGCAGAUAAGCAUUGAUGUGUUCCCAGAUGGCUGGGAUAAAAGGUACUGCUUAGGAAUUGUUGCCAAGGAUGGAUACAAGACUAUUUAUUUCUUUGGAGACAAGACCAUGCCAGGAGGGAAUGACUAUGAAAUUUUCACAGACUCCAGGACAGAAGGCCACAGUGUCACAUCCCCACAGGACACAAGAAGAAUCUGUGAAGAGCUGUUUUUUAAAUAAAAGACUUUCAGAGUUCACACUUCCAAGACAGUUAAAACAGCAAAAUAACUUGAAACAUCAUCUUCAUACUGUAUUGUUUUUUUGUAAUUGGUCAUGAAUAGCAGGUGCUUUGCAGGUCAGUCAUUACUGAAGGGAAAUGUUUUAAUUGAAGACCUCUUCCUGACUGGGGGAACACAGCGAAACUCAUUUAGCACCAUCUUUUCAGUUCCCAGUUGCAUAAGUACAUUGUUUUCUUUUUGCUUGGUUAUGGAGUUUGGGUUGGGUUGUAUUUUGGAUUGGUUUUUAAGAUACCUGUAAACUUCCUUAACUAUUAUGAUUUAGGGAGGGAAGGGGAGGUAUAAUCUGCCUCUAGUUGAUUCAUGGUCUCAAAAUUGGCCUGCAAGUCUUAAUCCCUAGUUUUUUAUGUUGAGGCUGUUUUUUAAAAGAUGCAGUUUUGGGGUUUUUUUAAAAUACUUACCUUGUUCUAUAUUAAUUAACAUAAAUUAUAAGACAGUUGGGAUUUUCUUGUCUAAAACUGGAAGAUGAGUAGUAGGGAAAGGUUUUAUUUCUUCCUGGGGUUGGGAAGAUGGCACUGAACCAGAAGUCCCUGACUGCCAUCCCUGGGAAUUCUGGAUCAGCUGGUGCCAAAAUUCCCUCCUCAGGAUGGACAUGGUGCCAAGGCACAGUCAGGUCAUGAUUCCUACACUCUUGCAGAUCAAAUCUCUGAAGUCAUUUGUAAAAAUUAAUUAAAAUAACUUCAGCACAUUAGCAAAAUAUAUUUCUGCUACUUUCUGAUCAUUUUUUGAGAUUCCUGCUUAAGGCAUUAAGGGUAGGUGAGAUUUUUCAUGCUACAGAAAUGACCUAAAUUAUGUUUCUAUUAAAAUUCAGAUCAAAUGCCUGAUACUCUGUGUAACUGUUAAUACUGCUUUUCUCAUCUGGCAUUGGGAAAGUAAUCUUGAGCAUGAAUGGUUUGAUUUAGUAAAGGAGAAUAAAAUCUGAUUUUAUCAUGAAAAAAUACUGUUUCAAUUUGUCUAUUUUGGUUAAUAAAAUACUUAAAGCAGA